Molecule: messenger RNA, 2420 nt
Organism: Pseudopipra pipra
Lineage: Eukaryota; Metazoa; Chordata; Aves; Passeriformes; Pipridae
Gene: ZW10
Product: zw10 kinetochore protein
Exons: 16
Coding region: 20-2359 (779 amino acids)
Biological process (GO): mitotic spindle assembly checkpoint signaling; mitotic cell cycle; endoplasmic reticulum to Golgi vesicle-mediated transport
Cellular component (GO): chromosome, centromeric region; nucleus; RZZ complex
Source: RefSeq, a predicted model, not a curated record
GUAGCGGCGCGGGGCGGCCAUGGCGGCGCGCGCGGGCUCGCUGGUGGCGGCCGUGCUGGCGCACUCGGGCCGCCUCGACAAGGAGCACCUGGGCACCCGCGUCGGGAGGCUGUCCCGCCGCGUCGAGGAGCUCAAGGGAGAAGUCUGCAACAUGAUAAACAAGAAGUACAGCGAGUUCCUGCCCAGCAUGCAGAGUGCAGAGGAGCUGGUGGCACAGGUGGACGGGCUGUCCAGCAACAUCGACCUGCUCAGGGCGAGCAUCGAGAACGAGGUCCAGCGAGAUCUCAAUGUGGCUGUUGCUGAAUUCACGGAGCUGAAGCAGCAGCUGGAGCGGGACACGCUGGUCCUGAGUGUGCUGAAAAAGCUGCAGGAGUUUGACAGAGCCAUCAAAGAGCACAAGACUGCACUGCUGGAGAAGAAGUACGUUGCAGCAGCUCAGCAGCUGGAAAAGGCACGGGGCAGCCUCAGGAACCUGGAAUCCCGCAAGGGCUUCGAGCUGAAGAUCCUGAGGGCGCUCGGCACAGAGCUCACGGUGCAGACACAGAACAUGCUCUGCCACCUGGGGGAAGAGUGGCAGAAACUCAUCGUGUGGCAGCUCCCUCCUUCCAAAGAAAGCAGCCUGGAGGCGGUGGUGCACUCAGAGCUGCACUUACACACGAUGCCAUCCAAGGAGGAGGAGGUUGCUGGCCCACCUGUGGCAUCCGUGCUCCAGGCCUUGGCUGUCCUGGGAGAGCUGCACACCAGGCUGAAAGCUUUUGGCCAGUUGUUGCUGAAAUACAUCCUCAAGCCUGUGAUUUCAUACCCAUCCCUGCAGCCACUCACCGAGGAGCGGCCAGACGUGCUCAUCCUGAGGUUUAAAUCCGAGGAGCCUGCCUUGGAUCAGUCCUCUCCCAUGGAGGUUUUUGACAAGAUCAAGCUUGUUUUUGAAGUUCUCCACAAAUACCUGCUAAAUGUGCCUCUUGAGCAGCCUGGGGAGGACAGGAAGGAUGGCAGAGUCACGCUGGCAGAGCUGCUGGGGGAGCUGAUCUGGGAAGAGCUCUCCAACUGCCUCGUUCAGAACUGCCUGGUGAACUCCAUCCCCAGCAACAGCAGCAAACUGGAGCAGUACACAGAGGUGAUUGAAUCCACAGAGGAAUUUGAAAAGGCCUUAAAGAACAUGCAGUUUUUGAAAGGAGACACGACUGACUUACUGAAAUACGCCCGCAACGUCAACUCCCACUUUGCCAGCAAGAAGUGCCAGGAUGUGAUUGCAGCAGCCAGAAACCUGAUGACCUCAGAAAUCCACAACACUGUCAAGAUCACACCUGAGUCCUGCGUAACCCUGCCACAGCUUCCUGACCCUGCGUCAGGAGAUCACUCAAAGAUGCAAAAGCCCUCCAACCACAAUGGCACAGUGAAUUUGGAGGGUGAGACCAGGCUGAGCCAGUACACCUUCUCCCUGCCCACAUGCCGCAUCAGCUCCUCCGUGGAGCAGCUCAUGGAGCUGGUCUAUCAGACACUGCUGGAGGCCACAGUCAGCACGGACCAGUGCUGUGUGCAGCUCUUCUACUCGGUGAGGAGAAUCUUCCAGCUGUUCUAUGAAGUGGUGCCAACAUACCACAAGGAGAGCCUGCAGAAGUUCCCCCAGCUGGCAGCCAUCCACCACAACAACUGCAUGUACCUUGCCCACCACCUGCUCACCCUGGGCCACCAGUUCCGCUACCGCACCACCAACAUCCUGAGCAACGGGGCAGCCUCCUUCGUGGACCUGGUGCCUGCCUUCAGGAGACUGGGGAUGGAGUGUUUUAAGGCCCAGAUGCGAAUGCAGAAGGGGGAAAUCCUGGAGAGGCUCUCAAGUGCCAGGAAUUUUUCUAACAUGGAUGAUGAGGAAAAUUUCCGUGCAGCAAACAAAGCCAUCAGGCAGGUAUUGCAUCAGUUGAAGAGGCUGGGCCAGGUCUGGCAGGAUGUCUUCCCAGUGAACGUGUACUGCAAGGCCAUGGGGACCUUACUGAACACAGCCCUGGCAGAGAUUGUCACCAGGAUUGUUGCCCUGGAGGAUAUCUCUGCAGAAGAUGCAGACAGGUUGUACUCACUCUGUAGGAUCAUGGUGGAGGAGGGACCCCAAGUCUUCACCCCCCUACCUGAAGAAGAGAAAAACAAGAAGUACCAAGAGGAAGUUCCAGUCUACGUGGAGAAGUGGAUGACAUUCAAAGAGCUGAUGAUCAUCCUGCAAGCCAACCUCCAGGAAAUUGUGGAUCAGUGGGCAGAUGGGAAGGGCCCUCUGGCAGCCGAAUUCUCAGCAGCUGAAGUGAAGAGUCUGAUCCGAGCCCUGUUCCAGAACACAGAAAGGAGAGCAGCAGCACUGGCCAAAAUCAAGUAACCCCACGUUUCCACCUGCACUUUGCAUCUUCUGAUAAAGCAAAAGCAAACUGAGACUUUCA